AACCCAAUAUAAGACGACCGUAUUGAGAGUGAGAGCCAAGGUAAUCAAGUCAAACACACAUGUCUUCUUCCUUUGAUGCCUCUCUCGCCGCUCCGGUUAACCCUGCCGGUGAUGAUUCCGUAGUUCAAGACUCUUCGAUUUUGGGUACCGAAGAGGCCCAAGUAUCUGAUUAUGACGGAUCGGUUUUACCUCCACUGUCGGAGAUGCAGCCUGAGGAGGGUUUUGCUCUUAGAGAGUGGAGAAGACAAAAUGCAUUGCGUUUAGAAGAGAAGGAGAGGAUAGAGAAAGAGUUGUUAAACCAAAUCCUUGAUGAAGCUGAUGAGUAUAAGGUCAAUUUCCACAGCAAGAGGAAGAUAACCUGUGACAGUAACAUAGCAACUAAUCGGGAAAGCGAAAAGGUAUAUUUGGCUGGGCGGGACAGGUUCCAUGCAGAAGCUAACCAGAGUUACUGGAAGGCAAUUGCAGACCUCGUUCCCAAAGAAGUGGCGGUUAUAGAGACUAGAGGGGCGAAGAAGGACCAGGACAAGAAACCUUCUGUUGUCAUGAUCCAAGGUCCCAAGCCUGGAAAGCCAACUGAUUUAUCGAGGAUGAGGCAGAUCCUCAUAAAACUCAAGCACGACACCCCUCUUCACCUCAAACAUUCCCCACCUCCACCUGCCGCCAAGGAUGCCCCAUCUGCCGCUCCUGAUGCAGCUGUUACCACAGCGGAGGCUGUUGCUGUUGCCUAGUUUUUAAUGUUGUUUUGUUCACCUCUUGUUUAUGUCGAUAUACAUUUAGCUGAGGGGGAUAACUGGAGUUUCAGAUGUUUGAUGUAACUAUGAUUUGUGGUUUUUCUUUGAAUAUUUUGGUACUAGAAUCUUAUCUGUAUAUGGAUAUUGCAGCAAACUUUAGUUUUCAAUAUUAUUCAAUUA
Cynara cardunculus var. scolymus (artichoke) is the source of this 911-nucleotide messenger RNA. RefSeq names its product clathrin light chain 2. Gene Ontology annotation, cellular component: clathrin coat of trans-Golgi network vesicle; plasma membrane; clathrin coat of coated pit. Gene Ontology annotation, biological process: intracellular protein transport; clathrin-dependent endocytosis; clathrin coat assembly. The record is from RefSeq and is a predicted model, not a curated record. The transcript has 3 exons. Gene Ontology annotation, molecular function: structural molecule activity; clathrin heavy chain binding. NCBI's taxonomy places the organism in Eukaryota, Viridiplantae, Streptophyta, Magnoliopsida, Asterales, Asteraceae. Bases 60 to 728 code for a protein of 222 amino acids.